Messenger RNA from Daucus carota subsp. sativus, 813 nucleotides. Its product is annotated as profilin. Bases 74 to 478 code for a protein of 134 amino acids. The record is from RefSeq and is a predicted model, not a curated record. Gene Ontology annotation, molecular function: actin monomer binding. The transcript has 3 exons. Gene Ontology annotation, cellular component: cell cortex. NCBI's taxonomy places the organism in Eukaryota, Viridiplantae, Streptophyta, Magnoliopsida, Apiales, Apiaceae.
GGCAUUGCAGCACAAUCUACUAAACAGAGAACAAAUCCUCCUAUUUCUCUAUUAUUAUACAAAAGAAAACAAAAUGUCGUGGCAAACAUACGUAGACGAUCAUCUUAUGUGCGAGAUCGAAGGCAAUGCCGGUCAGCAUCUCACCGCCGCGGCUAUCAUGGGCCACGACGGCAGCGUUUGGGCUCAGAGCUCCAAUUUUCCCAAGUUAAAGCCCGAUGAAGUAACUGGUAUCAUGAAAGACUUUGAUGAACCUGGUCACCUUGCUCCAACUGGAAUGCACAUUGAAGGAGUGAAGUACAUGGUAAUUCAAGGAGAGCCUAAUGCUGUGAUUCGUGGCAAAAAGGGAUCUGGAGGUAUUACCAUUAAGAAAACCGGUCAAGCUCUGGUUUUUGGGGUGUACGAAGAACCUGUGACUCCGGGACAGUGUAACCUGAUUGUUGAGAGGCUGGGAGAUUACCUCAUUGAGCAGGGCCUGUAGAGGUCUUUCUCCAAGUGAAGUUUGUAUUCGUUUUGUUAUCAGUCAUGGUCUUCUAAUAUUUCUAAAUUAUUGUUAUGCAAUGGAGUUGUGGCAGAAAAAUAACAAAGGACAGAAACAAUGGUUUUUGGACCUCCCUAAGCUUAUUGUGUGCCUUGUAGCCUCAUAAGCUUGUAAUUUCUUUCCAUUUUUUCUUUAUUGAUGCUACUCAGUGAGAAUGGAUGUGUGAAGUUUUGGUUGUUAGUGGAAAUUUUCCCCACAUGAUAAACCAAUGUUUUCAUCAGCUAAAUAGUAUUUUGUAAUUGAAUUGGUUGGAAUUGAGAUUGAUUUAUUUUGCA